Triticum urartu is the source of this 2741-nucleotide messenger RNA. RefSeq lists its product as uncharacterized. NCBI's taxonomy places the organism in Eukaryota, Viridiplantae, Streptophyta, Magnoliopsida, Poales, Poaceae. The record is from RefSeq and is a predicted model, not a curated record.
ACCUCCUCUGCUCUUAGCUACACAUGGAAAACUCACCAUGGUUGCCUCACUCGCAAGUUGAUGGUGAGGAGUGAAGUGAAGCCUUCUCUAAUUUGGCGGUGAUGAUCGGUAACUUACUAUGUUCACAUGUCUAGCUUUAUGUUCGUUGCAGUUCUGAAAAAUACUUGCGGGUAAGGCAUAGAAGACGUGGUUUAUUCUUCUAUAUAUGAAACCCUCUCUACCAACUCCGAUGAUUCAUAGGCCAGCCGAGAGGGGGGAGGGGGUGACACUAUACUUCUUCCCCUUUGGUUUACCCAUACGAAAGUUCCUCUCUUCCUAUAUCCCUUUCUUUCGCUGCCGACAAUUUUCUCCUCCGCAUCCAUUAUCAUCCAACAAUACCACCGGAGGUCCGCUAGCAGAUGGGUAACUUCAUCUCCCCUCCCUUCCCUCCUUGAUCCCAGAGAAAAUAAAUUUGCUCAGAUCUACUCAUGUCGAUAAUAUAACAAGUUUCAUUGUUAGGAUUUUUCUGUCUAGAUAGAUGACCGGAUUGAAUCGCGAUAUUAUUCGGAAGUUUUCCAUAUCCUAUUUAAGGACUCUAGACCGAAGAAGCGGAUUUUUCUUUUAGGGGAGUUGUCCAGUUAACCCGAGCCCCCAGGUGAGCUUACCCUCUUGCAGCUCUAGAGAGUCACCACACCAGAUCCGCUCCACCAAAGCGGUGGCGUGAGGAGAAAGACCUGGGGAAGAUGAUGUAAUUUCUAACUUGUUAGGGCUAACCUUUUCCAGCUGCAUCGAGCUUUUGCAUUGUCGUUUUGGUAACCGAAGCUUAUCCCAUUUUUGGCAGUUUUACCUUUGCGUGAAACCAGGCGCAGUAAGCAACAAGGCUCACAUUGAACCUGCAUCAGAAGAGACCAACGGUGGUUCAUCUCGCCGCUGAGCUGGAUGCAUGCGUUCAUAUGCGGCCGAGAUCGAGGAGCCCCUCCCAUGGACGGCGUGCACCCGGCUGCUCGCCUCGCGUGCGACCGGCCUCCUUUCCACGUCCUCUGCAGCUUACCCGCAAGCCUUUUCCGGAGAGCCGCGACGAACUCGAGGCUACUGGACGUGUAGACAAGGUGGAGUUACUGGUCUUCACCGCGAGAUUAGCGGAGGGGGGCUUCAGUUCGCCCCUGAUCACCGCGCGCGCACCGGCAACCGGCGGGUGAGGCGAGCGAUGCCGGGCCGGGCUUUCCAUGUGAAGGGUGCCGUGUGUACGCCGAGCCGUGCGCCCCUGCGCUGCGUGCUCUCCCUUGCGCGCCCUGGCCUUGUCUCGUAGCCGGGGCGCGCAACAAACCUCUGUGGACGCACGCGCACGCGCGGCGUGCCAGGGCACGGAGCUGGGCCUUUAUCAACCCCACCUCGCCGUGCCAUUGCCAUCCGCCAGCGAGCGAGCGAGAGAGAGAGAGACAGUGUGUUUGUGUGAGAGUGAGGGAUCGAGCGAGGUAGUGGUGGCUAGGCGGCCAUGGCUGGAUUGCGUGAGAUGGCUAUAUUCUACUCACAAGAGCGCAGCUUCUUCCACCGGCUGGUGCGCGACCUCGGGCAGGAGAAGGAGCAUAUGAGGUGGGUGAUCGCGCUCUGGCUCUGGUUCGAGGCCGAUGGGAACGACAAGUUCAUGCGCCGCGCGGCCGCGCUUCCGGGCCCCGUCGUGCUGCGCUUCGUCGACGAGGCGCUGGCGUGCCUCGCCCGCCUCGCCGGCCGCGUGCUCCCCGGCGCCAGCACCCUCCUCCCCUGCACCAACGCGCUCCUCAACAAGCCCAUCGACGACGUCACCUACUUCGACGAGCACCGCGACAACAUCAUGCCCCGCGUCAAGUUACUGUACAAGACCGUCUGCCGCGUCGUCCUCGACGACGCCUGCGCCUCCGACGACGCCGUCUUCUUUCCCAGGAGCAGCGCCGCCUCCGCGCCGCGCGCCAUCGGCACUCCCGUGCUCGCCAGCGCCGUCUCCCCACCCCCCCAGACGCCAACGACGCCGAGGUUCGCCGACCUGAACGCAAUAGUGACGCCGAGGUUCUCCCAGCUGAACGCGAUGGCGCCGCCGUGGGCCCCGAUCCGGCUGGCGCAGCCGUACCAGCCCCAGCCCCAGCCCCAACCCCAGCACCAGCACCAGCAGCAUCAGAUGAUGAUCGUCGACCGCCUUCCAGAGGAGUUCCGCUCGCUCUUCAUCACCUUCUCCCGCGGCUACCCCAUCGACAAGGACGACAUCAGGGACUUCUUCAACUCGCUGCACGGGCGCCCGUGCGUGGAGGACGUGAUGGUGGAGAGGGCGGCGCCGGGGCAGAUGCCGGUGUACGGGAGGGUGGUGCUGCAGAGCGCGGACAUGAUCCCGGCGCUGCUCGGGGGCGAGCCGACGGCCAAGUUCAUCAUCAAGGGCAGGCACCUCUGGGCCAGGGUCUACGUGCCCUGCUCCAGGAACACCUUCCAAGCCUGAAUGCUCGAUCCGUCCAUCCAUGCAUCCAGCUACCUGGCCUACAAUUAAGCUGCAUGCGUGCAUGGAGCUGGAGCUUCAAGAUGUGCCAUGGCACAGUCAGUUACCCGGUUCAUAUGCUACCUACUACUACUCGAUCGAUUGGUCCAGAGACUAUGCUCGAGAGAUGAGACAACCAUCGAUCGAUAUACAUAUGUGUGUCCAGUCUGUGCUUUGUGCUUGUCUUAAUUAUAUCGGAUAUGUGGAAUAAAUGUGUGUUUACUUCCGUUUGAUACAUGAAAGUAUUUAUGUUACUCUGUUA